Molecule: messenger RNA, 260 nt
Organism: Ambispora leptoticha
Lineage: Eukaryota; Fungi; Glomeromycota; Glomeromycetes; Archaeosporales; Ambisporaceae
Source: the annotation of a GenBank genome assembly
AGACACAAAGUAUCUACUCUGCUAUUAGCGAAAAUAAUUACUCUAUUUUAAGUGAAAAUGAUUACUCUGCUAUUAGUGAAAAUGAUCAGUCUGCUAUUAGUGAAAAUAAUUGCUCUGUCAUUAGUGAAAAUGAAAAUAAAGAUCCUGAAAUAACUACUAUCAGUAAAAGCCUUGAGGUUACUACAUCUAAUGUUAAUAAAAGUUCUGAAGCAACUGUCAUUAGUAAAAAACAUAAAAGAGGAGGCAGAUCUGAAUCAUAG